ACUGGUAUCGCGAUGCACAACUCUUCGAGAAAUUGAUGGCUUUUCUGGACUUGACGGGGUCGGGCGCGCUGCCGUUUCGUUGUUCGGUGGCAAUCCUCUGCGCGGCAGACGUCCCCAUUCGUUGCCGAAGGCUUGCUGCUUGCUGCUUGUCGUGCUUGGACUGGGCGUUGCGUGCUUCGGCGAGUAAAGUGCGAUGAGGCAAAGCCGAUCUGUUGGCGCUGCCAGAAGUCACGCCGAAAGUGUCAGGGCUAUCCUGUAGGGGCACCUUCAGACCCUCAAUCGCGCAGAGAGGCCCCUGUGGCUUCUUUCAGUCCGGACGAACUCGGGAAGAUCAUUUCUUCUAGCACAAGCCUUAAACGAAACCAGGACAAGAGUCGUUGGCAAGCCUUAGCCUGUACGGCGCUGGCCGAGGGCUUAGUUGGGAUGAAGUCAGGUCCUGAUCUCGCGUUUUGGACGCGGAUGAUACCACAGCUAGCUCACUCUAUUCCGUGCGUUAUAGAAGCAGCAGCAGCGUUCGGUGCAUCUUAUGAACAUCAAAUGCUCAGGCGCCGAAAUAGAUCAUCGAAGUUCUUGGCCUUGAAACAGAUCACCACCGCAGUGAAAAGGCUUCAAGACGACGUUGUCCUACUUCCUUCCGGCCCUCUUCCGGUUUUUGCGGCAUGCGUAUUAUUGGCCUGCGCAGAAACAAUAGGGCACAGGAACACCGACGCCUUGCUUCACCUGCGCGGAGCAUUUGCAGCAAUGUCCUUGGAGCAGGCGCCCGCCACAAAAGACUUGACACCUUGGAACGAAGACACCUCGUACACUUUCCAAAAAUUCGACAUCCAAAUAGCCAGUUAUUCCACAGGAUUGAUACCUCCGAUACUGCCAUCUCUGAAUAUUGAGAAGACACAUAUCGUUCAUGGCACACCUGUCACAGUCGCAAUGGCGGACAGGACGUUAAUUCGGAUCCUUCACACUUGUUACCGCUUUACCUCGGAAGCAGCCAAGUACAAAUACAGAGUAAAGGCCACUCAACGGAGCUAUCUUAUGCUGGAGCAAUACCGCCAUAUCGCCAACCUCACUAAUUGGCUCUCUUGGUAUCGCCGGGACUGCUCAAGUUCGAGCCUGAAAAUCUCAGAUACCGACCGUUUGCAAGGACUUGUGCUUCAAGCACAAUGUCUCAGUGCGCUCAUCUGUGUCUCGACGAUCCUGAAUCCUUACGAAACUGCAUACGACCAGUACGCAGGUCAGUUCCAGGAGCUUGUGGAGCAUGUUGAACAAGCUCUUGCAGUAAGCAAAGGUCCGAGAAGCUUACCCAUUUUUAUUCCGGAGAUUGGUGUGAUCCAGCCGCUUUUCUUCACAGCUAUCAACUACCGUCAUUCGAGAUGGCGCUCCAAGGCAAUUUCAUUGCUGCGCAGAUGCGGCCGUGAAGGGCCAUGGUGUAACUAUGUCGAAGCUGCUACCGCCGAAGCUUUCGUCCGGGCCGAGGAGGGAGCCUAUUUUGCUUCGGUGAGGCAAGCAUCUCAAACCACGGAAAUGGCUUGUGAGAUAUUACCAGAGAAGCUCUUGGAGAAAGAUAGGUUCUCGGGCUGCACGUUACUUGAGAUCAUGGAGAAUAGUGAUGGCUCGGAGAAAGCGCUUGUCAAGUUGACCAAAUGUAAGGAUAUGGACACUUUGCUUGCCAACCCCGAUGACAGUUCGAACUGGGUCUCUUGGCAUGAGACUUGCGAGCUUGUGUUGGACUGAGAUAAGAUCUCUUCGUGCCUAUAUGGCGUGGGAGAAAAGAUGGUUCCUAAGAAAAGAAGGUGCAGCACAAAUGUUGUAAUUAUGCAACGAGUCAUGAUAUGAUGUCAUAACUCAC
This is a messenger RNA of Exophiala viscosa, 1843 nucleotides long. RefSeq lists its product as uncharacterized. The transcript has 2 exons. The record is from RefSeq and is a predicted model, not a curated record. The coding region runs from base 424 to 1728 and encodes 434 amino acids. Lineage: Eukaryota; Fungi; Ascomycota; Eurotiomycetes; Chaetothyriales; Herpotrichiellaceae.